AAACAAUUGACUGAUGCUUCCAAUCAUAACCCUUCCAAUAAGUUUUGUCGUAGUCGGGUAAAAAGUUAUAGGUAAAGAAAUAGCCGGAUACGCACGAUCGGCUUUGCGCCUGUAAUCUCAUUCGCGGCAAAUCUGUUUAUGAGAAGCCGUACUAAUUAAAACCUUGAUAAAGGCUGCGUGGUUGAUAAAUAGAGAGGAAAGUAAUCCGAUUACUAAUUAAUAAUUGUGUAUCUAAUAUAAAAUUAAAUUUAUUACCUUGAUAGCUUACUUCGGAACACAAUCGCUUGCAUGUGAUAUUAAGUAUCUUUUUUCCAUGAUAUUACUUUAGUUUAAGACAAUUCUUUUAUAAAUUUUAGUACUAUAAUAAUAAUACAUUUUAUUCAGAUCAAAUUCAGAUGCUGAGCGUCAGCAAUUUUAUUAUUUUUUGAACUACAUGUAGUUGUAAUCCAACGGUUCGAAAAACAUUAUCUUGCAACGAAACGAAACGCUUUUGACGUCUACUGUCAAACACCCACAGCUGCAAAACGACAUCGAAAAUAUCAUAAAAACCUGCGAAGCGGACGGUUCCGUGUCUUUCGAAUAUCUAAAUCGCUCCUUGAUUAAAUAAAGACCAAAUUAAAGCAAUAAUUAAAAUAAAACAGCAUUUGUAAAACCUAAUAAAAUGUGAUCUUGUGAUAGUUCUAUGAGAAGUGGCAGUUUAUCGCUGAACAAACAUUAUCGGCACGGAUGGAAUGUCUCUGGUUUGUGCAGACGCGCGGGUAUGAUGGUGGUGCGGUUGAACCUGCGCGUGGCGUUGGGCGCGCUGUGCUGCGCCGUGCUCGCGCUCACGCUGUUCUGGGCGCGCUGCGGGGAGCUCAGCCGGCCGCCAGUCGGUUCGAUGCUGUCAAACGCGUUGACCGAGCGAACCGCGCGCGAUGAGAUCGAAUGUUCGAUUAACGGCGAAUAUUCGAUCGCUUGUCGCAGGGACCAGGAUGAUGUGUACGUGCCGUUCAACUUCAUAAGGAAAUACUUCGAGAUAUAUGGGAAAGUAACAUCAGUGGAUGGCGUCGAGAAAUUCGAAUGGUCUCACAGCUACAGCAAAAUCUACCACCCGAAGAAAAAGUACGAUCCGCGGGGCACCUUCGUUACCUUCGAGAACUACAACGUCGAAGUCCGAGACCGCGUCAAAUGCGUGAGCGGGACGGAAGGUGUUCCCGUCUCAACGCAAUGGGAGCCUAGAGGAUUCUAUUACCCAACGCAGAUAGCUCAAUUUGGCUUGUCACAUUACAGCAAGAACAUAACAGAGCCUGAACCAAGAAUAAGGGUCUUAGAUGACAGUGAGAAGUAUUUAGAAAACUGGAUUGUCAGUAAAGACGCGUCAUUGUCAAGGGAAUUUGAUGAUAAAGUGCGUUCAAAUGUGUUGAAGUUUUCGACGACGGAGUUAGCUUCGAGCCAAGUGUGGUUGAAAGUGAAUAUUAGUCAGGAUUUUGUGUUGAGUGUGGAUGUGCUGUUGAAGCCGAAUUCAUCGUUAACGGUGGUGCUGCAGAAUAAGGAGAGGAAAGAGACUGCUUAUUUGCAUUAUGUUACGAAUACUCAGAUGAUUUAUGCUCAGGAGGAGCAUAUAUACUACGGCAUCGGCGCAGAGGCAAUAUGGCGGCGGCUGACGCGCGACCUCAUCGUCGACAUGCAAAAAGGAUGGGCGCUGCUCGACCGGCCCAAGCGGAAGUCGCCACGAACCAAGUUUAAGAUAUCCAGCAUAAUCCUUAGCGGCAACGGCUCGCUCGACAACAUGACCAUAAGCACGAGCGCACACAUGGAGCAGUUCUACGCGGCGGCGUCCUGGCUGGUGCGGCGCCAGCGGGCCCGGAGCGGAGGCUGGCCCAUACCCGUGCGCCGCCGAGUGGCGGCGGGGGUCACUGACCUGCGGCCGGGCUGGCACUCAGCAAUGAGCCAAGGACACGGUAUCUCGCUCCUGGCCAGGGCGUUCCACCGCAGCGGAGACGCUGCGUAUUUGCGAGCGGCCAAGAAGGCCCUUUACCUGCUCGACGUACCGAGCCACGCCGGCGGCGUUAAAGCUAUGUGGAUGGAUAAGCAUGUUUGGUACGAAGAAUACCCAACAAAACCGCCGCUAUUCGUCCUAAACGGCUUCAUAUACACGCUCCUCGGCCUCUACGACCUCCACGUGAUCGAAGGUGAGAACUCCAUCUCCCUCGCCAAGAAGAUGUUCGACGACGGCAUGGCGUCACUCAAGACACUCCUUCCAUUGUUCGACACGGGCAGCGGGAGCUUUUACGACCUGAGGCAUUUCACGCUCGGCGUAAGUCCUAAUAUUGCACGAUGGGAUUACCACGCUACUCAUGUGAACCAAUUGUACUUACUGGCGGGGUUAGACGAUGACCCCAUAUUGAUAAAUACCGCUAAAAGAUGGGAAGGGUAUAUGCAGGGGAAAAGGGCAGCUCACAAUUGAGCCAAGUUGAAUAUUACGUUGUAAUAAGACAUAUUUACCAUUGAAAUUGGUUUAUGUGCUGAGCUUAGGCAUUUCAGGCUUGGCGUGAGUCCUAAUAUAGCACUAUGGGAUUAUCAUGGCACUCGUGUGAAUCAAUUGUAUUUGCCAGCGGGACUAGACGAUGAUCCAAUUUUGAUGCAGGGCAAAAGUGUAACUCAUAAUUGAGCCAAGUUGAAUCUUAUUGGGUUGUAAUAAGAACUAUUUACCUUCGAUGCAGAAAAAGGAAAAAAAAGCAUCUCACAAUUGGGCUGUUUUGAGCCUAAGUCCACUAAUAAUAAAGAUGGUUUCCGCUCUUUUCGAUUCUGAAAGUCAAAUCCGCAUAAUCAAAGGAGAAUUCAUCUAUAGAGACUUGAUAAAUUAUAUGCAAGGCCAUUUAACCGUACAUAAUUCAGCCAAUAUGAACUGUACGGUAGUUAAAGACUAUUUUAUCUAAUUUAAACUGUCAUAAUUUAUACUAAGACUAAGCUAAUUUUACGGUUACGGCAACUCAUGUGUUUUUUGUCACUUUCGCGACAUGUUUCGGAGAGCUUAGGUCUCUUUCAAGCACUAACAAGCGCGAGUGAUUAAAAAUGCGUCAGUUCAACCAUAUAAUUCGCUUAGUGUUACUAUUUUAUCUAUUCAAUGCCGGUUGCUGUCUAUGAUCUGAGACAUUUCAUGUCAGUCAAUCCAACAACCUUAUCUGAACCAAAUAUGGGUGGGCGAAAUCCCAAAGUGGACGUUUAAAGCAGAUUUGUGAAAAAUCUUAUGGUCAACGAAAAAUCGAACGCUCCGUUGACCGAGGCAACUCUUGCGUUACGAGUAUUAUGAAAAUGAAGCACUUAAUCGAAUCGUCGAUGUCGGUUUUGAAUCGGGAACAUUAUUGAACGAUUUAUCUAUAUAAAUACAGGUAAUACGUGUGCACAUUAUUAAGUAGUUUAUGUAUAUACGCUGAACAAAUGCGAAAGACUAGUAUCAUUGUAAUAAAUAGCUGCUAUUCAAUAAAGAUAUAUUGAAUAAUAUUUAGAAUGAAAUGCAACUCUAUUUAAACUAGUUUAAAGUUGAUAUUUGGAUACUCAAUUUUCAACAUAUCUUAGUAUUGAACUUGAAAACUAAGUAAGGUCAACACAGGUAAGUGUGGUUGCAGGCUAACUGUAACUGGCCUGCGCACAGAGGCCUGAUUCUACACAUUGAUUAAGUAGUGUUUAGUGCGAGUUUAUACAUUUGUCAUAAAACGCAAGGAGCAAAUAUAAAUGUAUGAACUCGCAAUGAACACUCAUCAAUGUGUAAGCAGGACCUUAUGUGAAUGAUAGCCACACUUACCUCGCAGCCAAACUUACCCGUACUGACCUCAUAUUAAAAAGUUUAAGUAACUUUUAUAUUCUGCGACGGUACUAAAACUUAUGAAUAGUAUUUUAGGAAUGAAGAUGCCAAAAGACUUGGGUUGGGUUGUGGAUGGUGUUAUGCAUGCAAUUUAAAUAAGAUCCAUACGGGUAAGUGCGGCAUACGGUUACGCGUAGCUGGCCUUGACAUUGGGCCUGUGUUACCCAAUCAUUAGUUCAUGGUUUUGCUAAUUAUUACUUGCGUUUAGUGGCAAAUGGACGAACUCGCCAUAAACACUAAGCAAUUUGUAAACAAGCCCCAUUCUGAAGGCCAGCUACACUUACCCGUAUGCCACACUUAGCCGUAUUGACCUUACUUGGUUCUUUUCUGCAUAACACUAUCUGCUGGUGAUCACUGAUGUACCUUUCUAGCAAACAAAUUUGUAGUAAGUAUAAAAAGUAUUUCCAGUAACUAUCGGUACCUUUGAUUUGAGUCGUUAAAUCUCUUUUUUUUUCUAUGAUAUAAAUUACAAGGCAAAAAAUACUUUAUCUUCCGGUCAGAAAGUUUGUCAAAAAAUUUACACGUUUGUAAAAUAUUUUUUUAUUUCAAAAGAGGUUUUACUGUUGUUAAUAAAAAUUAAUAAUAUCAAAGAGAAUUUGAAAUAGAGGUGGAUUGUCAAAGAGAACUUUGUAGCCACAAAAAAUUUACUGCCAUCUUUCGACACAUGAUUAAAACAUUUAGAACGCCAUUAUUUUGACUUUGAUCCUUAUUCUUUUACUUAUAUGUGUUAAAUUUGUUAAAUAUCAAAAAGUGGCGCCAUCUAAUAGAUCAAAAGCCGAAGGUAUGGCAGCCUCGUUCCGAGCAAUGGCGCCAUAACCUUUAGCUUGUGCCCGGUAAGAUGGCGCCAAUUAUUGAUAUUUAACAAGUUUAACACAUAUCAGUGAAAGAAUAAGGAUCAAAGUCAAAUGGCGUUCUACAAGUUUUAAUCAUGUGUCGAAAGAUGGCAGUAAAUUUACGUGGCUACAAAGUUUUCUUUAACAAUACACCUCUAUUUCAAAUUCUCUUCGAUAAUAUACAGAGUGAAUACGCAGAUCAUACAGAACCACUUUUAAUAUGCGGCCAACCCCGGAAACGCAAAAAAACUGCUGCCUCAUGCAUUUCGACGUUGUAUCGUUCUAUAUGUCAAUGUUGUCUAUGGAACACCAGAUUUAUUCUCGGGGUCGGCUAUAUAGUAAAAAUUAUUCAGUGUGAUCUACAUAUUCGCCCCUCUAGACUAUGUUCAGACAAGAUCAUCCUGUAUAACGAAUACAUGGUUAAAGAUAAAUGCCUCUGUUUACAAUCUUGUCCAAAUCACAUGACGGAAUGUUAUGCCUAUAGGGAGCGUGCAUGAACUGUAGGAGGCAGCACAGGAGCCAUCAGAUUUUUGGCACGAGGCGUAAAUGUGAUGUUUUUUGUUCCGAUGUAGCCCACAAGAUGGCAGAACCUACUAUGCACAAGAAAACACGUGACGUGUACAUGUGCAUGUUUAUGGUUCCGAUUCAGGCCACAAGAUGGCAGACCCUCCAACGCGCACGGUCCCUAUAAAAGUUAUUUUAAUUGGUCACUAAACAUUGUCCUUUUUUCGUGUCUUUGUAUACCUAUACACACAACUAUACAUAUAUUAUACAGUUGUGUAUAAAAGACAUAUCUUUAAGUAGGAUUUCUAAUAAAAGGUAUAGUUGGUAAGGUAUUUAGUCGUAGUAGCGAGUGGUCCCUAGAUAUGGCGAAAUGUCUAAAUAAUAUGUCAAAUGCCACAUCUUUGUAUUAAGAGUCACACAAACCCAGCGCCGAAAGACCGCUCUCAUACAAUUAAAAUUAGUAUAUUAAUAGAGGUGUAUCAAAGAAAACUUUGUAGCCACAUAAAUUUACUGCCAUCUUUCGACACAUGAUUACAACUUUAAGAACGCCAUUUGACUUUGAUCCUUAUUCUUUCACGGAUAUGUGUUAAAUUUGUUAAAUAACUAAAAGUGGUGCCAUCUUAAUAGAUCAAAGGCCAAAGGUAUGACAGCAUCUUUUCGAGCGACGACGUCAUAACCUUUAGGUUGUGUCCGGUAAGAUGGCGCCACUUUUUGAUAUUUAACAAAUUUAACACAUAUCCGUGAAAGAAUAAGGAUCAAAGUCAAAUGGCGUUCUUAAAGUUGUAAUCAUGUGUCGAAAGAUGGCAGUAAAUUUAUGUGGCUUCAAAGUUUUCUUUGACAAUACACCUCUAUUACAAAUUCUCUUUGUUUUCAAUGCAACGUUGAUGACUAGGUUUGAAAAUGACAGUACUAUUUGAACACAAAACUUUCCAUACGGCCCUACGAAGGUAAACAGAAGGGUUCCUCUAACGAACGCACAUAUUUUACCUCGUGUUGUUGUGAAUUAUUUACCCCGCUUAUUCUAAGAUUAAACACACAGGAUGUCAAAAGCACUGCUAUCUGUUUAAAGGGUCAUUAAUCUUUUUAUUAUUUUGCUUUAUGCGUCUUUCCCGUGGACAUCAAUCUUUAAAGCUAGAUUUUCUUACGGGACUCCCAUAAAGGCAUGUAUAAACCUGCUAAUUCUUAAAAUGAAAGCGUGCGUUGCGUAAAAAUAUUUUCUAUAGUGUUAAUAUCUAUAGAGGAAAAUGGGGACACGUUUGUUAGCUGUAGGAUGAAAUCCUUAGUAGAAUCAGGUGGAAUGUACCCAAGUCGUUCGGCCACGGGAAAGACGCAGGAAUGUUGAUGACCCAAAAACAUUACUGUAAGACUGAUGUUUGACUUGUAUGUAUGUUUGUUUUUUGUCCGCACUUACAUACUCGUGACGAAUAGGACUGUCGUACGUCAGGACCACUGACAUGUUGUUGGUCUUCAACUAACCACCAGAAGCUAGAUUUAGGCAAAAAUAAUCGACUGUAAUAUAUAGGUAAAGUCUAAGAAAAAAACUCGGCUUUAGUUUGACAUCCAAAACAGUCGGAGAAUUGUCAAACGUCAACUUUCAGAGUUAAUGCAAAUCGUAUGGAUCUGUACAGCGCCAUCUCGUUUACCUGUGAAAUUCGAAGCACGAAAGUGUCUUAAAUUUUACACAUCUUAAUCAAUGUAUCUUUGAUAUAGGGAACAUUGGAGUUGGGCAGGAGAAAUAAAAAAAUAAUUUCAGAAACGACCGUCUAAGAAAUGUCAGAAUUUUACCCGGAUUUUUGUCAGGAUAUUCCAAUUUUUCUUAUGACUAAUUUUUAUCAAGCGGAAAUGACUGCGAGCGUUAGUACAUUUUUUUAAUUAAAGGAAAAGUUUAAAAAUUAACACCGCCAGCACGACUCGAACCUGCGAACAUUGGAACACCGGUCCAAUCGCUUCUGUCAACUGAGUCACGUAGGCCUGCCAGAUGUGUGCGAAUUUUCUUAUUCGUUCCCUCAAUACUUAAACGCCUUAGGGUGGCGUAUAGCAACAUCUACCUGUCUGUCUCCUGCCUGACUGUCUGUGUAGGGUGGUUCUUCUGACAACCCUAGUGACGAAUGAUAAACGUUCUAGGCAAAAGAGCGAGAACUCGGGCUUCUGUGUUCGCUAGUCGGCUCGCCACGAGUAUGUAAACGCGGAUUUAAGAGGCUGUCAACACCCAAUGUCCUUGAAAUUGACGUUACUUAAACAGUUUUUUAAGAAAGACUAUUUGUUUUAGUCAAGUAAGAAAAAUAUAUGUUCAUAUUAAUUAUAUUUCAAAGACCGUGGUUGUACUCGAUACAUGAUUGAACGAAAUCGGCUCGAUAGAAAAUAAUUGCAAAGAUUGGUCUUAAAAUGACAAUUAAACGGUUUUAUGUCUGCAAUUAAAAUCACAAUUUCAAAACAUUUAUAUCUAAACCGCUUUUCUUUUUUUCCCUUUUUUUCUUAUUAUUCCCUUGCCCAGGCCCAGUAACAUGCGACAGUGCUAUCUCAUUUACUCCGAUACAAAUAGACAGUGUGCGCGCUUUAGGUAUUGACAGCCUCUUAACUAAGCAAGGGAGCCUAUUUUUGCCAACAGACUGUUAUACGGUUUGGCGGAAGAUACGUGUAAGUGUACUGUUUUCAUGAAUAUAUUUUUUAAAUAACUAAGUUUUAGUUGAAGUGGAUGUUGCUGACUUUGCUACUAUAUGACUCAUAUUUGUGUCGUUCCGUGUUAAAAUGGAUCUUAGGGUGAUUGUCGCGAAUCACAUGUUUAUUGAAAACGAUAAAAAUUGCGUAAAAUCAAACCCUAAGGUGUAUUUUUAUAUGGAACCACACAUUUAACCAUAAAGUUCGCAAUGUAAAGACAUAAGUAGUUGAUGAAUUUUAAUGUACUUAAUUAGAUUUAUUUCAACUAAUAAUAAUAUUACUUAAGUAGAAAUUGUGCAUAUCAAAUAACGUUUAAUGUUUAAUUUAUUUUAUCUUAGAGAUAAUUAAGCCAUAUAAUUGAACUUAACUUGUCAAACUAAUGUCAAUUUGCUGUCCGCUCAACAUAUAGUCUAUUUUUUUAUACCGUAGACUAAAAUGACAUUUCAUGUGUUGCUAGUUUUUGCGUCUUAUAAAUAGUGAUGUGCUACAACCGGUACUAACAGAAAAUAAACUAUUGGGAGGUAUUUAUAUAGGUGAUGGCACUUCAUAUUCACAUUUGUUUUUUGCCUCUGUGUUCACACAUUUACUAUCAUAAAUUUCUCGCCUUGGCUGAGGGGCUUAACUUUUCGUUUUUUCCGAGGCGAUAGCACUUCUUAGCCGCGUCCAUGCGACGAAGUAGAUGGGCGAUUAGGAUCCAUGUAUAUGGAAACUAAACUUAACAAUAAUGCAGCAAACGUAACAAAAUAAUAACUAACUAAAAUCAACAAACGUCACAAAAAAAGUCAACAAAAACGUACUGAUCACAUUCGAUCACUAUACGAGUAAAGUAACGAAUACGAAUGUAGAAUACGUAAACCAAAAAUACCAAAAUAGCGUUGCAUCAAAUUGGCGAUACGUCAAUGUCAUUUUUUAAAUGUUUGAGUAGAUUAGUAGUGAGUAGAUUUUAUUUAUUGUUUAUUUCCUAUCAUAUAGUGAGUAGAUUUCAUUUAUUGUUUAUUUUGAAUCUAAAAUUAAUUUAAUAUUUAUCGGUUAUUGACAAACCGAAAUCAAAGAUCAGCACUAUUUGUUUUAAGCUGGUCACAUUAUUUCUACGUUUGACAUUUCCGGUUGUCAUUUUAGUCUACGGAAUAAAAGAACAGACUAUAAUUCGUUUAAAUACACAUACAUUUUGAACAAACAAUAAUACUUUUUAAUUCAAUUUUUUUUUUGUAAAAGGGACAGCUUAAAAUUUUUCUUAUGAAAGUCAUCCCGUAUUCUUGCCUAAUUAUUUAUUAUUAAUUUAAUUUAAAACACUAUUUAUGUUAAUCAAGUCUUAAGAACUUACUAACACAACUUAAUAGAUGUUAAGAAAAAUGACAGCUGGGUUGUCAAAUUGUUAGAAUUAUAAACACUCCCAAUGCCUCGAAAUAUUUCAAAAAUGUCUUAUAUUAAUGACAAAUAAUUAUUGUAACAUGUAACCAUAUCUAUUAGUGAACUAUCUAAAUUUGUAAUGUAGGAAAUAUUCAAAAUAUAUAAAAUAUGUAUUGAAAUAUCUUCUCUUGUACCACUUUUUCAAUUGAACAUGACUCAUACAAUUUGUUACCAUACAAUAUUUAUUCUUAUUUAAUAAAUGCUUUUUGCAUUUUAAAAUUUAGCAAAGUGCUAAAACUUUUUUUUCUGUGUUUAAUAGAUAUAUAUUUGAUUGUUUAAUGAACAUAUAUUUUUUUCGUAAAACAUGACUAAAGCUAAAUAUCAGACGGUGUCUAAGAAUUUAGAAAAUAAUGUUUUUUGAUAUAUGGCAACAGAUUGAUUCAAAAUGUUAUAGACAAUAUUUAUUUCAGUUGCUAUUAAUUUAUUAUAAAAAAUUUAUGCUUUUUUAUAUUUUCUUAUUGAUUACUUUAAUUUAUUAAUACGCUAAUAAUAUAUGCACCAAGUGUUUGUCUAAAAUAUUUCUUGCCAAUGUCACUUUUAUAUAUGUAUGUAUAAAACAUAUAAGUAUCAUUUUCGGAUAAAAUGCACCACAUUGUCGGAACUCGAUAAGGCGCUAAAGAUUUAAAGAUUCGAUUUAGAAUUUACACACAACUGACGAUGUGGUACCUUUUUUUGGAAGACGUCUUUUUUUUUAUAGGUACUUCGUAGGUUGUUGGUCGGCUGUGAUCAACAAUAAUAUUGUACAAUAAAUGUCCAGGUCAAUUGAAAUCAAAAAUUUAAAUAAAAACUAGAUACUUCCGCUAAGAAAUAACAAGUAUCUCAAUACUAGGUCUAUUAUUAUGUAUCAUAAAUAAUGUAUGAAAUUCACCCGAGGAAAUAAUUUCUGAGUUUGAUUUCAUAUGUGGCUUUCGAUCAUAGAAUGCUCCAUGUACAAUUGAACAUAUUAAGAACCAUUCUAUGGUGGAAAGGUUCCAACCACUCACUUGCUUCAUAUUUUCCAGUGACCUCUAUUAUUAUAAUAAAAUAAGGGUGACAGCUGGUAACUAUAGUUACCAAAAGCAAUUGAGUGGUUAUGCACAUGAAGCAUAAGGAACCUUCUCUGAAGGAAUUUCUAUUGAAGCAGUGUUAAAGGGUUAGACGGCCACACAAUGUAUAUUUGUUUGACUCGAUGUUUCGAACGGGUCACAGUGCUCAUAGAUCAGAUAUCAUGAGUGGGUCUCGGAAGUUAAGUUGCUGCAACACGGCCGAAACAUGGAGGUGAAAAUGCAUUCAAGUCCCGUCUAUUUUGAAUUAUUUGUUGCAUUGGAAGUUUAUGUCGACGUGAGAAAUGUAUGGUAUCUUUUAUAGUCGUUCGUUUGUAGCUGGCCCCGAACGCCUAAUCUUUUGUCUAUUGUAAGUAAAACCGCACGUUCUACUUACCUACAUAAAAAAGAGUCUGGUUCGCUUUAACCGGUUAUUGAAUUACGACUCUAUGGCAAUUACAAUAAGAUUCAAAAUGAACUAAUGGAGGCUGUCGAACGAGUCGAACGCUACAGAACCAGUCUAAAAUGUGUCAUCGAGAUUCGUAAUAAAGGCGCGUUAUCGGAGAGUGCACUUACACUGGUUUUUUAGCGUAGGACUAGCCCGCGCUCAGGUGCCAAUUAGAAUUAUUUUUUGCAGGUAGUAGCACGUGCGUUUUUACUUACAAUAGACAAAGGAAUUAGCCGUUCGGGGCCAGCUACAAAACGAACGACUAUGUAUAGUCGUACGGGUAGCGUGUUUCAUUUCCUUUUAGUAUUUAAGACGGAAGAGUCAAUGCAAAUAUGCAAUGUAAUUGAACGCAUUUUAAAGCUAAUUUGUGAUUGUCAGAUGUUUUAAAUCAAUUUGAUUUUCUAUCUUAACGCAAACAAAACAAAAUUAAAGUUUAAAAUAUUCCGAACAAUGGUACAAACUGGUAUGAUUGUUACAACACAUGAACAUAGUAUGUAAUCAUAAUAAACCAUCUGUCAAUAAAGAACGAAGGGUUCACUGAUUCUAUUAUGUAAUGUCAUUUAAAUUCAUGCUACGAAAUUGACAGCGGAUAUCAAUGGCGCUGUACAGCUCCAUAGAUUAUGCAGUAAUUCAAAUACCACAAAAACAUACUGCGCCGGACAGCAUCAUCUACUCCAGCUAUCAAAUUCGGAUCAUUCUUAGACUUUACACAUCUUAUACAAUCAAUGCAUCUUUACUAAAGGUAGUAUUGUAUCGCUAUUAGAAACAUUCCAAUGUAUAAAGAGCUUAUUAUAAUAGUGACUGUAAAUAGUGUUUGUUAUUCCUUUCUGUUGUUAUUUGGUUAUCUUUUAUAGGACGCUGUAUGAUAACGGUUUCGUUGAAUUGUUUUUCAUUUAUUAUUUAAUCAUUAUAAUGCUGGUAACAUUUUUUAAAUGCUACGGUCUGCAACGGUGCACGUUACUCUCGAAUGCUAACCGCUUUACUAGAACCCAUUUCUCGAACGGUAUUAGUAUAAUAUGUCUUUCCCAUCACGGAACAAUGGUGUUCCGGACCUUUGGGAGGCGUGCGCGGAGCCGAAGCCAACACGUACAGGCCCUUUUGACACUUUAAUGAAAUGUAAGGGGUACACCUAGCGGAUGUUGCCCUUGCCCGUGUCAUGGGACGCACGCAGAGGCAGCACCCGCCAGGGUGUAAGGUCUAUUUGAGAGUUGAUGGAAUCUAAAAUGAACUGGGCUAUUGGGUGAAAGCGAUGGACUAAAUACUGGGCUAUGGGAUAAAAAACCGGACGCCUGCCUAAUAAAACGGUAUUCAAUUUUAUUAGUCUAAUAUUAUUAGUAUGUUGCCAUGGUAACCCAUAUGACUAACAGUGGCCCAUUUCUCGAACGGUAUCAGACUAAUAUUAUUAGUCCACGAACUGUCAAGUCGUAUGGGUUACCAUAGAAACCCACUAAUAAUAUUAGACUAAUACCGUUCGAGAAAUUGGCUCCAGUUCGUGGACUAAUAAAUUAAUAAUAUUUUGCUAAUACUUUUCGAGAGUUGGGCCCCUGGUUGAAACGUUGGCUUGUAAAUAUAUUUGUGUACUCGACUGUACCUACAGUAUUUCUUUUUGUCAGAAUUUCAUGUAAUGGCUGAAUUUUUAUUCCCUGGGGCCUAGCCAAGAUGACAAUCGUAUAUCGCCAAACGCCAAACGAAUAUAAAAAAGUACCCGAAUGACAGAUGCUAAUAUAUUUUUAAUUAAUAAUUUUUUGACGACCGAUCUGGCCUAGUAGGUAGUGACCCUGCCUAUGAAGCCGAUGGUCCUGGGUUCGAAUCCCGACAGGGGCAUUUAUUGCGAGAACGGAUAUUUCUUCCUGAGUCAUGGAUGUUUUCUAUGUAUUUAAGUAUUUGUAUAUUAUAUAUAUCGUUGUCUGAGUACCCACAACACAAGCCUUCUUGGCUUACCGUGGGACUUAGUCAAUUUGUGUUAAGAAUGUCCCUAUAAUUUUUAUUUAUUUAUUUAAUUAUGUAAGUUUUACCGUUUCUAUCAUCUUGGCUAGGCGCCCAGGGUGCGUAGCGUAGCCAAGAUGCCAAUCGUUUUCGCUCCGUAGCGAACGAAACGUCAAUGUCUCUGUCGCACUAAUAUGGAAGAGUAAUAGAGAUGACUACGCUACGCUACGGAGCUUAAACGAUUGUAACCUUGGCUAAGCACCCAAGUCUUAUUGAACUUUUGUUAUUAAAUCGUGAAAAACAUAACUUAUGAGUUAUAACUCGCAGACUUGUAUCAUAAGUGUUUUAUGUUUUCGCUUUUCGUAGAAAAUUAGGAAAUUGUGUUUGCCGUUGCCAUCGAAUUGGUUCAAAAAUAUAAUGGUAUUUUUUAGGUACAGGGUGAAAUUUUAACCACCAGCUAUACUCUGCGUAGUGACUUUAUAGGGUAUACUGAAUAACUUUUAUUACGGGACCAAUGCCGAAAACGCGAAAAAAAAAUAGGCUGUCCCAUAGAAAUCAACGGCACCAUAUCAGCCAGAAUAUAUGAAACAGCCAAAUUUUUUUAAGCUGUUUCAGCAUUGGUCCCAUAUUGAAAAGUUGUUCAGCCAUAUAAAGCCACUAGCAGAGUAUGCGGUGGUUAAAAUAUCAUGUCUAAAGCUGUAGAGAAAAAUAUUGCCAGCAUUAUUUUUUCGUUUUUUGAUUGAUUACAUUAUUAUGAAUGUAUGUAUGAAUAGCGUAAGCUCCGUAUGUAUACCCGCGGUAGAGUAGGAGGUAGUGAAUGCACUCGUGAAUGACAAUAAAGCGUCUCAAACAUU
Messenger RNA from Cydia pomonella (codling moth), 13499 nucleotides. It is a transcript of the gene Hsepi, whose product is annotated as D-glucuronyl C5-epimerase. The coding region runs from base 683 to 2446 and encodes 587 amino acids. NCBI's taxonomy places the organism in Eukaryota, Metazoa, Arthropoda, Insecta, Lepidoptera, Tortricidae. The record is from RefSeq and is a predicted model, not a curated record. The transcript is spliced from 8 exons. Gene Ontology annotation, cellular component: Golgi apparatus. Gene Ontology annotation, molecular function: heparosan-N-sulfate-glucuronate 5-epimerase activity. Gene Ontology annotation, biological process: heparan sulfate proteoglycan biosynthetic process.